This is a messenger RNA of Penicillium angulare, 729 nucleotides long. RefSeq names its product copper acquisition factor BIM1-like domain-containing protein. The transcript has 3 exons. Lineage: Eukaryota; Fungi; Ascomycota; Eurotiomycetes; Eurotiales; Aspergillaceae. Bases 1 to 729 code for a protein of 242 amino acids. The record is from RefSeq and is a predicted model, not a curated record.
AUGGCCUCACAACUAUCCCUACCAAGAUGGGCUACCCUUCUUCUCCUCCUAUGCCUAGGCAUGGCUAAUGCCCACACAAUCAUCUCCUACCCCGGCUACAGAGGAAACAACCUCCACACCAACGGUACAAUUGCAGCCGCCGACGGCCUAGGUGCCGCCUGGAACAAGUCGAGCGAAUCUCUCAUGUACCCCUACGGCAUGCAAUGGAUCUACCCUUGCGGCGGCAUGCCCACAUCAACCAACCGUACCAAGUGGCCCGUUAAGGGAGGUGCAGUCGCAGUCCAACCCGGGUGGUUCCCAGGCCACUCAUCAGGCCUGAUCUAUAUCAACAUUGGUCUCGGCACAACCCCCGAGAACAUGAGCCACCCCGUCGUUCCUGUAUUCUCCAUCGAAGGCCCAACCAACAAUCCCUACCCUGGAACCUUCUGUCUUCCUCAAGUUCCUCUACCUGCAAACGUCAGCGUCGAAGUUGGUCAAAACGCAACCAUUCAAGUGGUUCUCGCAGCAAAGCACGGCGCAGCAUUGUAUAACUGUGUGGACGUAACCUUCGCUGAACCCGAAGACGUCGUCGAAGUCACUCGCGAUAAUUGCUUUAACUCCACCGAUCUCAAGUUCGACUACGUAUACACAACAGGUGGCGUCAACGCCGCGUCAGGCUUCCUCCAACCCAACACGCUACUUACUGUUGUCCCGAUAGUAUUGGCAGCGGUCUUUGGAAGCUUCGUGUAG